GAUUACAUUCGCGCACAUAUCCCUACUUCUGAAACUGAUCCGUCGAAUGCAUAAAUAGCUUCGCUUUUUUCUUUUUUAAUAACUCUGAUUCACCAAAUAUAUAACAUUUAUAAUACAUACACUUUACACCUUCAUAUAUAUCAUUGCAACUAUAUCUUUUGUUUGAAUUUAUAUAUAAGAGGAAUUAACCUGCUAUCGGAAAAUGUGCCUGAUUCCAAGAACUCGAAAUUCAACUGUGUGCCCAGACAAGCCACAGGCAUCUUAAACAAUUCCACAGAAAUGUCAAAUUUGGCAGAUCCAAAAAUAUCCAUUUUUGAUUUUUUUGCACUUUAAGCAUAAAAGAGGUCUAAUGGAGGGUUCAAAGAAGGGCCAAAAGCCCGUAAAGUUUCCAAAGGCCUUAUUUUCCUCUUGGAACAAAUUAUUUGACCUCUAUGAGAGGACAAAUCAAGAUAUGGAACCCAUUCCUGCAGUUGUAUCUUUAAAACAACUCUUGCGAUCUGAAGAUGCUACAUAUGAACGCCAAGCUGCUUAUAUUAAGGAAACUGCCAAGCUUAUGCAGAAGACAGCUUCGUCAGUGGACAAUCUACAACCUGCUGAAUUAAAACAGCUGAAGUACUUAGUUGAACCUAUUGUCUCUUUGGGAUAUUUUGCAGCAACAGAAAACUUAUCCAGACGCAACUUUAUACCUGUUAUUGACGCUGUAAUCAAAUGUAUUGGGAAUGACAAUACAAUGUUUAACAAAUUAUACUUAGACUACUUAUCAGAAGAACCCAUGGAACCAAGUUUUGAGUCGAAACCUUUGUCAGAGAAAGCUUUGACUGUUUACGCAACACUCAAGUUUACAUUUGGACAGGAAACUGUUAGUCAGCACUACAAGAAAACUCUUGUUUUCUUUUUCAAGGGAUUACAAAAAGCUCAGCAACAGCUAAGCUCAACUAUGAUAGCAAAUACCAACCAAGUGAUGAACGAUAUCGAAUUUACCCUGAAGAGUUUCCUUGUGUUAUUUUCUCGACAAAUGAGUGUAGCAAUUAAAUUGUUCAAAGUAGUCGAACAGAAUCAAAAGGACGACAAGGACGCUAUUUUGUUGAAGGAUAUUAUAAACAAUUUAUUGGAUAUUUGUGUUGAUACCAAUAAAUAUGUCAAAGAAUGCAAUCAGGUUGCUGGAAUGGUCAUUGGAACCAUUAUGAACUUAGCUGCUAAUCCUCAGUUCACUCGUGAUUGGAUUUUAGGCUGGUUCUUCACGACGGGGGAAUCGAAUGCAGCAACAAAACAGAUGAACAACAUAUUUGAUAUAAACUCUUCAACAGAUAAGAGGUUCAAUAUCGAGAAUAACUGGAAUACUCGCGAUGCUCCUAUGAUCUUUAUUUUGCGAGGUUUGGUUUCCAGUCUUCGAAAGGACAUUGUAAUGUUAGAGUGCCCUUCUACAUUGUCGCUGGUCGCCCUUAUUCAAAAUUUAGGAGCCAAAAACUUGCACGAUCUGCUAUUCAACAGUAUAGACCUUUUUUGUGGAAGAGCCGAUCUGGAUCCAACUUGUAAAGUUAUCGCAUUCGAAGCCAUGGCAACAUGGUUACAACAGACAAUCGAGAUUAUGAGAAGCUGCGAUGAUGAAAGUUCAAUAAACACAGUUUCUAAUAAAUUACAACUUAACCAGCUUAUGAUUCUAGUCCAAUAUGUUUGUGAUCACUGGGAAGACCCUAUCGAUUCUAUACAGCAUAAAGUUCGUUCGAUCUUUGAAUUGUCGAUCACAGCUUAUGAGACAAAGACGAAAUUCUUCAACCAGUCUACCGAUUACAACAACUUUAUAUCAGUUUUGUUAAAGUACCUGCUGGCUAUCGACUGGCAUAGAAAAGCAAAGUAUUCACUGCUAAACAUGCUUGUAGAAAAGGCAGAAACAGACCGAUUUUUAGAAGCGGAACCAAAGAUCAUACAAAAGUGCUUAUUAGCCAUGGACAGUCUUGUACUUUGCCCUCAAAUUACAUUUUUCAUCCUUCAGUUUUUGUAUCGACGCAUUCAAGAUAAAAUUCCCGGAUAUGCGAAAUUUAAAGGCCAUAACGGCAAGUUCAAAGACAUCAACGAAAAAAAUGUGGAAAGUGCCAUUGAUGAAUGGAGCGACUUGUGGAUAACAUCUGUAUUAGAGGGUCUUAUGGCAUCUUCUGAAUUGCUAAGAAAAAAUGUCAGUCGUUUUCUGUUGCAACCAUUGUUCAAAAUCGGAUCACAACCAUUUUGGCGUACAGUGCAUAUAUUGGAAGAUGCAAAGCAUCCUAUAUGGACAGAACAACAGCUCAAUGCAGUUUACAGAUUAAACGCAUUUAUUGCUAUUCUCAAAGCAGGUCGUACCCUUGAUUACGUAGAUGGCCAUAGUUAUCAAUACGGUACUGUGGCUGGUAGAAGAAUAUCUAUAGACACGUUAAAGUUGGCUAUUUAUCACAGUGAUCCACAAGUGCGGUUGGAUGUACUUGGUCUUCUCUGCGAAUCUCGGAAAGCGAUUGCUGAAAUAAGUGAUCUGGAGUUUGAACUGUUAAGAUUAUUCUUACCUCUCAAUAUGAACUCCACUAUCCCAGAAUUUCGUCAGCAGUUAGGCGCUUAUAUGACGAAGCUGUUGACCCGCUUACGAGCAAAUUUGUAUUCUCAGUAUAGAAACUAUAAAGCACUCUUGUCCCAUGCCGACAAACAAGCAGAUAGCAGCAGACGAGAUCAUGAUUUAAAGGAUGCGGAACGUAUUAUGUCCUCCAUUAACGCCUCAAAAUCCUUCCUUGAAUGGCUUUUAGAUCAUCUGUCUCAAUCUCUCUAUCCUGGAGCAUCUUACCAGCGCAUUUCGACUGCCCUUCGUCUAGUGAGCAUUAUUAUCAAGACAUUCGGUGUGUCUGAAUUGCCUUCCAUUGAAGGAUUUAAAGACCAGCAACCUGACUUUCCUUUCAAGCUGAACAUUGCUACUCCAGAAAUUGUCAAACUACUUAUUGAUAUAUUGCUGAACCCUUAUGAUUUCAACCGCGUGCAAGCAUACGACAUUCUAUGUCAGCUCCCAAGCCCAUUAAGUGGUAUUGAAUCUAAGCGAGAUGUUCAAGAUCUGUUAUGGUGGGGGCUUAGUAAAGUAGUCAGCACCCGCGCUGGUGAAAGUGAUAGUGGCGCACUCAUCUUCCGCUUAAUUUUCAACAAAUAUGUUAUGGGGUUAGGUUUCGAUUUGCAUCCAGAAGAACAUGCUGCUGUUGUCAACUCUACGGUUCACUCAGACGUAUCAAAAGCUUGCUUGAUUUUUACUGAACGUCUUUUAAAUUUGCUUGAGAGGCAAGUAACUAUUGCCAAGACGAAUCUGUUAUUAGCUGCUCAACAGCACCCUAUUCAUGGUACGCUACUCGCUUUGCAAUAUGUAUUUCAAGAACUAGACUAUGAAAAUGAGCACAUAAGAAAUAACUUGAACGCCUGGAGAAAGGUUCAUACCAGAGUUCUUGAAUUAAUGCAUGUCACUUGCGAAACAACUGUUCCUAUUAUUUCUGAUGCUUCACCUGAAGGCAAUGUACCAUCUGAUUAUCGUGGUGAUGGCGAUGAAGAGGAUGAGGAGAUUGAUAUAGCUGAUGAUGAUAAACAAGGACCUAAACACCAAGUCAUUUUAAGUUGUUGCUGGAGAGCCGUAAAGGAAGUCAGCUCAUUGCUGAAGGUCUUUAUUUCAAAAGCGCCCGCAACGACUGCAUAUAAUGAAAAGGCCAGUAGAGUGGCCGUCCUUACUUACGACGACCUCAUCAAGUGUGGUGAUCUUUUACGCCAUUUGUUAACCAAUAUCAGACAUCGAGGUGCAUUCUCGGCUGUUUAUCCCGCUUACGUAUCUUUGAAUACCCGUUUACUAACAUGUGGAGAUACGGAUUUGGUUCAAUUACCUGCACAAUGGCUACAAGAAAACUUGGAUAGCCUCACUUCUAGUAACAUUUCGAUUACUAGACGUAGUGCAGGCCUUCCACUGUGCAUUCUUGCUAUUGUUAGCAGUGAAUCUUCAGUGAAAAGGGAGUUGUUAAAUCGAGCAAUGAAUUAUUUGAUGCAGUUGGCACGUGAAAUCCCACCAGAAAAUGCAGAUCAAAGAAUCGAUCUGCCGCAAGUCCAUGCUUAUAACAUCAUGCGCUCCAUAUUCAUGGAUUCGAAAUUGGGUUCUUAUGUUUUGGAAUAUGCUUCGAAAGGUUUCUCGCUAGCCAUUGGUGGCUUUUCUUCUCGCAGUUGGGCUAUCCGCAAUUGUUCAGUUAUGUUAUUCUCCACACUAUUACAAAGAACAUUUGGUACAAAGAAAAUCAGAGACGAACACAGUCAUGUCAAUACACUUACUGGCCGUGAAUUUUUUGUUCGAUUCCCUGACCUUCAUCCUUAUCUCAUAAAGCAAUUGGAAAUUGCAGUCGAACAACUACUAAAUAAUUCGCUGGCUGCAAGUGUUCAUCCUGGGCUUUAUCCUAUCUUGACUUUGCUAUCUCGAAUGCAACCCUCCUCUUUCGACUUGGAAGAAGAAGAAAGUGUCCUCAAUCCGUUUAUUCCGCUCGUUUCAGCUUGUGCAGCAAGUGCUAUUUAUAAGACCCGUGAAAUGGCUGCAAGAGCAUUGGUCCCAUUGGUGUCUAAUGUUACCCCUACACUUGAAAAACUAUUUGAUAUUCCAGAACAAAGCACUCAAAAUGAGAUCCAUGGCCGCCUACUUCAGGUUCAAUUCUUGUUACGCGGUCACUUUUCAACGAGUAACAGCAGCAUAAACGUGCUCAUUCAAUUUGUGAAAGCAUUGCCUGUAAUGGUGGAAAAAAUCAUUAACCGUCUAAAAGGAGGGUACCUUUGCAAUAUGAAUAGCGCAUUGCUGCUGAACAUAUUAAACGAGUUUGCUUUCGGAACUGAGUGGAUCAAUAGCGGACAGGAAGAUGAUAAGCUCAAGCUAGAAUUGAUACAAUUGUCUGACACAGUGUUGAUUGAUUUAAGGGCCACUCUUAAAGCGCUCUGUACAGACGCUAUCAGAAGCAAUCAAAUUAGUGGUUUCGGUUCAUAUCUUUUUAGAGAAAGUAUUGCAAACAUCAUCAUUACAACCACUCUGAAUGACACAAAGGUCAACUUGGACACGAUGUUGUUUUUACUUGCAGACAAGGAUUACGAAGUUCGUCUUACAACUGUACAAAGGCUGACGGCUUUUAUUCAGCAUAAUGUUAGUGAGGAAAUUGAAAUUACUGGAAAGAAAGACUUGCAAGCUACGUUAUUACAGAGAAUAUACAGUGGUGAAGACAAUCUCAAUUGUUUUGUCGCUACGGCCAAUCUUCUGAUUUAUUUGAAUUCCAAAGAACCUUAUCCGUCUGAUAUGGAUUUGCCCUUUACACUUGAACAAUAUUGGGACAGAUUAGUCGAGCAAUUCGAAUCAAAGUCAGCCUUAUCUGUUACUGAGUCUGUGCUUCCUUUAUUAGGAGCUUUGUUAACUCAAAUACUACACACUUAUAAUACGCACCAAACAUGGGUAAAAACAUGUCUUACAUUGUGGAGCGGAUAUAUUGCAAAAUAUAGUCAGUCGCACGUUACCUUACCUUUGCGAGAGGCUGUUGUUAAAUCGCUACAAUAUUCUGCAGACAAUUUGUUCGCCGGAAAUGAAGAAGAAAACGAUUUUAAGGACAGCAAUGCUGCGAACGCCCGUAUAAAUGCACUUUUGACCAUAAUACGACUUCUUCAAGACGACGAUGCAGAUGUUCGUGAUGAUGUUGCGUUUAUUGUAUCCAAAGCUCUUGGUUUAGAAGCUCCUGUUCAUCACGAACGUGCCUUGGAGGUUGUGCACAAAUACCUUACUAAUCGUUUUGCGGAUUCUGAAUUUCUUAAGGCUAUUUGUGCUAAACAUUUAGCAGAUGAGGCUAGUUUAGGUGAGCUUCACAGGCAUAUGAACAAUACACGAACUUAGUGAUACUAACAACUUAAAAUAGAAACUGCACUGAAACAAGAGCUGUCUCAAUCCAAAGUGUUAUUUAUGAAAGAAAAUCCCAAUAUUUACAAAGAAGAUCUGGUAGACAUACAAUUGGCCCAUAUGGAUUUGAGUAUACUUUCAACAAAAUCCGAACCCCU
Messenger RNA from Mycotypha africana, 6054 nucleotides. Its product is annotated as putative death-receptor fusion protein-domain-containing protein. NCBI's taxonomy places the organism in Eukaryota, Fungi, Mucoromycota, Mucoromycetes, Mucorales, Mycotyphaceae. The transcript is spliced from 8 exons. The coding region runs from base 350 to 5893 and encodes 1847 amino acids. The record is from RefSeq and is a predicted model, not a curated record. Gene Ontology annotation, cellular component: cytosol. Gene Ontology annotation, biological process: tRNA methylation.